CAAGCACAGGUCGGUUGCUCGUGCGCCCAGUAAAGUCGUCGGUGUGGUGUGAGCUCGUACAAAAACUUGCGCCAGUUAGUUCGUCUCUUCAUGCCUUUUCAUAUUCGUACAGCUUGCUGUUUCUACACGUCCUCUUCAUGCAGCGGUGCUCGGUUUUUUUGCUCGUCCACGGGACCGGG
Molecule: messenger RNA, 179 nt
Organism: Amoebophrya sp. A120
Lineage: Eukaryota; Dinophyceae; Syndiniales; Amoebophryaceae
Source: the annotation of a GenBank genome assembly